Messenger RNA from Vicugna pacos (alpaca), 2399 nucleotides. RefSeq names its product cerebellar degeneration related protein 2 (gene CDR2). The record is from RefSeq and is a predicted model, not a curated record. Lineage: Eukaryota; Metazoa; Chordata; Mammalia; Artiodactyla; Camelidae.
AUGAAGGAGGACGAGCCGUGGUACGACCAGCAGGAUCUCCAGCAAGAUCUCCAGCUUGCUGCUGAGCUUGGGAAGACACUACUGGAUCGGAACACAGAGUUGGAGGAUUCUCUUCAGCAGAUGUACACGACCAAUCAGGAGCAGUUACAGGAAAUCGAGUAUCUGACCAAGCAGGUGGAGCUUCUACGGCAGAUGAAUGAACAGCAUGCAAAGGUUUAUGAGCAGUUAGAUGUCACAGCAAGGGAACUGGAGGAAACAAAUCAUAAGCUUGUUGCUGACAGCAAGGCCUCACAGCAAAAGAUUCUGAGUCUGACUGAAACAAUUGAAUGCCUGCAAACCAACAUUGAUCACCUCCAGAGCCAAGUGGAGGAGUUGAAGGCAUCUGGCCAAGGGAGAAGGAGCCAGGGGAAACUUGACCAGGAGAAGUCGGCACCCAGCUUCUCGUGUCUGAAAGAGCUGUAUGACCUCCGCCAGCACUUCGUGUAUGACCACGUGUUCGCGGAGAAGAUCACUUCCCUGCAGAGUCAGCAAAGCCCUGACGAAGAAGAAAACGAGCAUCUGAAGAAAACAGUGACAAUGUUGCAGGCCCAGCUGAGCCUGGAGCGGCAGAAGCGGGUGACCAUGGAGGAGGAGUACGGGCUGGUGCUGAAGGAGAACAGUGAACUGGAGCAGCAGCUGGGGGCCACGGAUGCCUACCGAGCCCGUGCGCAGGAGCUGGAGGCCGAGGUGGCGGAGAUGCGGCAGAUGCUGCAGUCGGAGCAUCCUUUCAUGAAUGGGGUUGAGAAGCUGGUGCCGGACUCUCUGUUUGUCCCAUUCAAGGAGCCCAGCCAGAGCCUGCUGGAGGAGAUGCUCCUGACGGCGCCCGAAGCACACAGAAAGCCUCUCAAGCGCAGCAGCAGUGAGACGGUGCUGAGCAGCCUGCUGGGGGGCGACAUCGUGAAGGGCCACGAGGAGACCUGCAUUCGGAGGGCCAAGGCGGUGAGGCAGAGGGGCGUCUCCCUUCUGCACGAGGUGGACACGCAGUACAGCGCCCUGAAGGUGAAGUACGAGGAGCUGCUGAAGAAGUGCCAGCAGGAGGAGGACUCCCUGUCCCACAAGGCCGUGCAGACCUCCAGGGCUCUGGCCAAGGACCCGGCCGCAGUGAGCACCCAGUCCACGCCUGGCACCAGCGGCUGGGAACCGGCCUGCGUCACCCCAGAGCCCAUUGGCUCCCCCACCACCACGACGCCUCCCGAAUACAAAGCGCUUUUUAAGGAAAUCUUUAGCUGCAUCAAGAAAACUAAACAGGAAAUAGAUGAGCAGAGAACAAAAUACCGAGCUCUCUCUUCCCAUUCCUAAGUGAACCUCCAGCUCCACUACUGAUUGGCGUGUUUCCUGUCACCUCUCUCCCACUCAGACAAGCGUUUGUAGACCACGAAGCCUGAUGUUGGCUCCUGACAUUUGCCUCACUGCUUUGCUUUUUGAGCAAAUGCAUACAGUGAGGAAGGAAGGUGGUCAGUUCUAAAAUCUAGUUCCGUUUAAGCUCCUCAGGAAACCCCAUGACAAACUGGCCUCUGGCUGGUGCAAUGCUUAGGUGCGAUUCCUUGAAAAGCCCCGGAACCAGUGGAGGGAAGAUCUGUGCUCCUGGAGAAUAGGCCUGGAAUUACGGUGCUGUGUAGUUGGUACAUAGGAUAUGUUAUACAGGGGAAAGGGCAGAGUUGAAACAAAGCAAAGGCAAUUCCUGCUGCCUCUUUGCUUAACUUCUCAAAACUACGUAGAAGUCGGACGGCUGCCAAAUGAAAAUACCUUUCGCAAACACUGUUGGAUACUGUGAAUUCAUUAAGAAGAAUGUUCAGGAGAAAGCAGGGGUCUAAUCCAAAAUAAAUAGCAUUAACAAAUAUUCCAGACCUUUGAGUUUGUACAUCUGCUACCAGUUGAAUUGUGACUGACAGAUAAUCCUAAUACAUGUAAAUCCAGCGGAAUACCAGACUGAGAGGGCAAGCUCUGGUUUGCCCAGCUAGCUUGUGAACGUAGCGCUAGAGGGCCUCCUCCCCACAUUCAAAAGUUCUUACUCAAAAAGCUGUAGUGGUUACGAUAGGCAAAUGUGUACAUCUUUCACUCUUUUUGUAAAUUCAAACUAAAGGGGCGAGAUGAAACCCCUUCGCCCUGCUGUGUUGUCUGAGCUGGUGAACCUGCCGGCGUCAGGUUGCUCUCGUCACUUCCGGCCAUUCCUGUACGUGUUUCUGACUGGCUGCAGAAAUCCCCAUCUGCCACUUUAUUAAACAGUGUUCAUGUUCUGACUGGAAAUACACUCAUCCUCUCACCUGCAUAUUUUUAAUUUAAAACUAUUUAAGAGAACUGGGGUUCCAGUUAUUGUAUAUAUUUUUCUAAGAACCAAAUAAAACAACCUGUGAAAUGAA